Caretta caretta (loggerhead turtle) is the source of this 1847-nucleotide messenger RNA. Lineage: Eukaryota; Metazoa; Chordata; Testudines; Cheloniidae. The record is from RefSeq and is a predicted model, not a curated record.
AAAAGCACAGAGAGUAGGAAGAAGAUUGUGUUCAGCUCAAUCCACUUCUACUUAAUAUAUAAAAUUACCAUUGCUCAUGUUUUCUCUAUAGACACAGGCAUAUAAACAUUAAUACUACUACGAAUAUCUUAUGCAAAAAUUGCAAACAUGACUAUUUACACUUUUUUUUUUUAAACACAACAACAUAUCCCAAAUUUGGUCUUCAAGUAGGCAACUUUUGAACAUUAAUUCUUAGUCAUCUCCCUAAUCUUGACACUUCCUGCAGCAAGUGUUGAUAAACUUCCUCUUUCUAUGCAAAAAAAUUUCAGUGUGAGAACAGUGGACCCUUUUAGAGCUCUUUAAUGUGCAACACCCAUUCUGACUGCUUUAGUUUUGAAACAGCAAAAUGUUAACUUAGUAUGCGAAGACUGUUUACUACAGGAGACAUUAUUGUACAGAAGACAACCACACACUGUGUGUGGUCAGCAAAAGAGAAAGGGACACGAACCAUAUAAUCCUAAUUUUCUUCUAUGGACAAUUGUGGCGAUCACUUUCUACAGAGAUACAGAGGCCUCCAACAAACCUAUUGUCAACUGUUUUUCUGACACAAUCAAGAAAUACAUCUAUCAGUCUUGAAAAAAAAUAAAGGAAAUACAGCUCCCAAGUUCCUAUACCAAUCAAAUGAACUUGCUGUCUUACACCAAAUUGAAAAGCCAUCAGCAGCUAUCAUGACACCUCAUACCACUGCAACAGAAGAAAGUGAACCCAGUGAUGGGAGCUGGAUAGCUGCACUGUUAAUUGGCAUAAUUUUGUCUGGGAUGAUGAUAGUUAUUAUUAUAAUUCUACUGUGGAAAUGCUCAAAAAAGCCAGCUCAGGCUGAUCCAAACUGGGCAGGUCGCUCUCCAUUUGCAGAUGGAGACAUACCUGAUAUCUUUGUGGACAGUAUUAAAGAAACGGAGCUGGCCACAAAACGUACAUCAGUUCUCUCUAUCUUGCCAUGGAAAUUUAACAAAAAUGGAUCCCUGGAUAAUUCUAAAAGCUCUGAAUCAAAAGAAACACCUGAGAAGCCACCCAGCUGCAACACAAAGGAGAAGAGCAAUCAAUCUACCCCUACACUAAAGGGAGGCUCAGGCCCAUUAGCCGCCAACAUUUCGGUUUCCUCUUCAAAUAUUAUCAAUGUGCCCCCACCUCCUGUUUCAGAUGGACUGAGUGACGUAUGCGACCCUCCGCUCAACCCAAUCCUUGCCCCACCCGAGUCACUUGAUCUGCCACCUCCACCUGACUUGCUUAACGAAGUCCAGGAGAACCACUGUCCCGAAAUCAGCAAAUCUCUUGAAUUUCAAUCAGAAGCACAGAGCGAGUUUCCCCCUCCUCCUGACUUAACCCAUCAAGAUGUAAAUUAACCACUGCUGUCAGCACGGCCAGACCCUGGAUAAAUUGAAGGAGCCUGCUUUGCAACAUACUUCACACUGUUCUUAAAAGUGUUUUGAAGCAAAUGAUUACAUGAGAAGUUGAGAUAAACAAGAACUAUAUGAAGUUACAGCUUUUAUUAAACAUUAGCUUUUCACAAAUGGGAACCACCUACUGAUCUGCUUGAAACUAAUGACUUCAAUACAGAGUAUGGAUGGUAGCUAAAGAAAAAAAUGGGACUAAGUACGUAAAUGGAGGUCUAGUAUUUACAGAUUUUAAAAUCUACAGAAACAAAGGUUUCCAUAUAUAUAGUUUUCAAAAUGCAAUGAGUCCAGCUUUAUAGAAAGACCGCUUCUAACUUUUAUGUUUGCUUUUCCAGGCUGUAUAACUUGAAUUAACAGUCACUUUAGCAGCAUACUUCACAUUUACUUAAUUUUAAUAAAAUGUUUGAAUACAAA